Messenger RNA from Rhineura floridana, 5529 nucleotides. RefSeq names its product coiled-coil domain containing 9B (gene CCDC9B). The record is from RefSeq and is a predicted model, not a curated record. Bases 316 to 1935 code for a protein of 539 amino acids. Lineage: Eukaryota; Metazoa; Chordata; Lepidosauria; Squamata; Rhineuridae. The transcript has 13 exons.
AGUACUGAGAAAGGCCGUCUGAUGGCUCUCCUCUUUUAGCUCUGCUGUGGAAUUCGCCGAGCUUCACCUCUGAUGUCCAAAAUGCACCGACCUAUCCUGCCUUUCUUCCAUCAAGAAGCCCAAGACAAAGUACAUGUGGUUCCCAGUCACCCAUCCAGGCACUGAUCAGACUCAGACCUGCAGAGCUUCAUCCCAGUGGUGGCCUCAAGUGCCUUUGAUGCCACUGUAGAUGAUGCAGUACUGCGGAAAAAAGAACAGAAAGACGUUGAACUGGAUAAGAAAAUUAUAGCUUUGAAGAAAAAGAAUGAAGCUCUUAUGAGAAGAUAUCACGAAAUAGAAGAGGACAGAAAGCGAGCAGAGCAAGAGGGAAUGGCUGUUACCUCAAGGAGAGCCAGGCCAGAUGGUCUCACCAUCACCAUCACCAAAGCCCAUAAUGAGAAAAGAGUUGUGAGUGAGAAAUGGGGAAGCAGCUGCUCUCCUGCCUCCAGCUUUGGGAUUGGCAGCGAGGAGGAGGAAGAUGAUGAAGAAGCUGAUCACUUGUUUACAUUCAGGAUGGGGAAGAGAGUUCAGUUGGCCGUUACCAUGGACAAUAAAGCCAAGGGAAAGCGGAUUGUCAGUGAAAAACAGGGAUCCGAGUGUCUUGUGAGCCCUGAGGAGGCCCCAGAUAUCAGUAAAGAAGAGAUGGAUCCGUUGGUUGCUUUCCGCAGGGGAAGACAAAUGCAGAUUGCAAUUGCAAUGGACAACAAAGGCAGGGAGAGAGGAAAAUCUCCCCAGAAGAGCCCAGGGGACAAGGGUUAUACCCUGACUGGGAGAGAGCGGUCAGAAUACAUGCGGUGGAAGAAAGAACGAGAUCAGAUUGACCUUGAGCGACUGGCACGCCACAAGAACGCAAGGGGAGAAUGGCGACGGGCUUGGGACACAGAAAAAUCAGAGCGCAUGUUUGAGGAUACUAUGGAUGGCGAACCAGCCUUGGAUUGUCUCCACAAUAAGAAAGGGGGAAGAAAUGCCAGGAAGUCCCAGCACAGUUCAUUGCCUUCUGAAGGAAAAAGUGGAGCUCAGCUCAGAAGGAGCACGAGCGAGUCUACUUCCAGCACCUUGCCAGUAAUGAGCAGUAAAGCCAAAGGGAAGAACAGACUAACAGGCAGAGCCAGAAGGUGGGAUGCCAAGGAAAGUGAAAAAAUGGCCUUUGUAAAGGAUUGGCCUGAUAAUCAGAGAUCCACCAGCAAUGAGCAACUAAAUAACCAAGCUCUGGUUAGUGAAGCAGUCAAGGAACAUAGCUGCCCAGCAGAGUUAGAGAAGAAUAUAAAGCCUCUGGAACACAGUGUUUUCAUGCCACAAGGCAAAAGAGAUAGAAGGAGACCAUCUGCACGUGGAGAACAGGGCACAAAUGAAAAAGCCAAGUGUCUAACCCAGGAUGUGUCUACCACAGACGGUAUGGAUGAGACUGAGGCAGAUCCCACACUCAAUAAGACAAUAAUUGGGGCUGAUUUGUCCCCCAAGCGUAACUAUAUGAACAGCAGCUCUUGCCAGGGAGUGGCUGGGAAUAUGGCGCAAGCUUCUGGGUGUGACCUUCAGGAAAUCAAAUCCACAGUCUAUGAAGAUGGUUUAGACAAAAGUAUACAUUCUAAAAGGAACCCUUGUGGGGAGCACACAGGAAACCUUAGUGAGCUGUUGAUGAAAGCAGAAGGAGGUGGUGAAGACCAACAGCUCUUAAAAGUAGGACAAGGAGGACAGAACCAAAUUACUGGCCUCAAGAAGCAAACAAUCCAUGUGAAAGGAAGUGAUGCCCCUGCCUGCCUUGUUCAAAUGGAGGAGUCCAGGCCUCCAUGCAAAGAAGUGCCAGACAGAACUAAUGAAUCUGUAGAGGAAGGGGCAAAAGUGAGGAAGAAGAAACAAGACCAGUCCCAGUCAUGCAGUAAUGAAACACAGAAUUAAAACAGAACAUACGGGGCUCCCAAGAGGCUGAUGGACAACUUGCUAAAGCAAGGCUGGCUGCAGAAGAAGAUGAGCACAAUCUCCCCCUCUGACACUAUCCUUCAGCACCUGACCUUCAGCCUCCAGAUCCCAGUAACACCACUCAAUGCAAGCAAAGCUUGCCUGCUUGGGAGCCAGUUGUGACCUGAAAUUGUCUAAUUAGUUUUGGCAUCACUCCCCAACAGCACAUCUCUGUGGCAAAGGACAGGGGGGGAUACAUAAAAGCAGCCUCCUGAAGAGAAAGGAAAGAUGAUACUUUUAUUUUGCACCUAACUUGGGCCUCCCCCCCCCGUAUCAUGGGCAUGUGACAAGCCAUGAGUUGCCUAUUGUAUGCACUUUAUUUAAUAACUAAUAUUAUUUAUAAGUUGAGUUUGCUUUGAAGAUAUUUCCCUUCUUUUUCUCCUCUACAGUAGCCAAUGGAUAUACUGCCACAGCAAUUCAGAAGAGGCAACUGUUGACUUAGUAAUAAAAGUGGCUAAGGAGAUAGUAGGUCUAGCAGGCAGGAAGGUUGUAUUGUGGCUUCGUGCAAGUGUGACAGAAUGAUGAGAAGGGACCAGUGGUAGCACAGGUUCUGCACGGUUUAGGGCUACAAGCUCGCAAAGGUUUCUCUAUAUCACUUAUUCUCUUUAAUUUUGAUUAAAGAUUUUGAACCUGUGACUAUCAUUAACUUCCUAGUUUAAUCCAGGAAACAGUACUCCCUUCCCAGGUUUUUUGUUAGAGCAAAUUGAUGGCCAUGCGUAUAUGAAGGGAACAGGCAGAUUAGCAUCAUUCCUGAUAGCAGAAUAUCCAGGCUUCACUCCUUGAGGUGUGUGGAUUUGAUUUGGGUUUCACUCCCAAAUCAAGACAUGGUGAAAGGGGAAAUCAGAUGUGCACAAAUGUUUGUUUGUUCUUUUUAAAUGGUUGUGUUGUAAAUGGUUGUGAUGUUGGAGCAGAGAUGUAUGAAAUUCAAAAAGUAAUAUUGGCAUCUCCUGUGAAAGCACCCAAAGAGUUUUUUGAAUUACAAGUGGAAGUAUUAGAUGGGCCAGACAACAGCAUGAUAUGACCGGGCAAGUUACAUAUCAUUUCAGUCGCUGGUCUGCAGGGUUCCCUGUAUAGGAGAAAUGGUAUUGUAGCGUAAUUCCAUAAAGUAGAACAAGGUUUUGGCAAGGCAUUAUCUUCUCCCUUCAAAGAUAUUGUUGGGGCCACUUACACUUGAGCAUGAGAGGGUUUUCUGAAACAAACCAGCUACAUGUGAGAAAUGGCUAACAGAGAUGACUCCAAGCACCAGCAGCAAAUGCUCUACAUUAUGGACUAGCUCUCUAAAAAAAUAGUGGGCACAGGCCAACAGAGGUUCUGCACUGUUAAGGCUCAUUGAUUCCAAUGGGAAUGUGAAGAGUGUAUUCAGCACUACUCUCCCAUGAAAACAAUGGGACGUGACUCCAGAUCAUUUUUAAGCUGUUCAUAAAUGACCUGGAGUAAGAGGUGAGCAGUGAGGUGGCCAAGUUUGCCAAUGACUCCAAAUUGUUCUGGGUGGUAAAAAUCAAAAAGGGAUUGUGAGGAGUUCUGAAAGGAUCUCUCUGAACUGGGUUGAUGUGCAUUAAAAUGACAAAUGUGGUUCAAUGUAAGCAAGUGUUAAGUGAUGCAUGCAGAUUUGGGGGCAAAAAAAUCCUAACUUCACAUGCUUACUGAUGGGGUCUGAGGUAGAGAUUACUAAUCAGGGGGAAAAAGGAUGUAAGAGUUGUGGUGGAUAGUGCAGUGAAAAUGUUGACCCAGUGUGCAGAGGCUGUGAAAAAGGUGAAUUCUACCAAGGAUCGUUCGGAAAGGGUUUAAAAUAUAAAACUGCCAGUAUUGUAAUGCCUUUAUACAGUUAUGUAAUGUGGGCACACUUGGAAUACUGUACACUGUUUUGGUCACUACAUCUCAAAAAGGAUAUUGUAGAGCUGGAAAAGGUGCAGAAAGGCAGCCAAAUUUAUAAUGUUACUGCAACCCCUCCAAGGAGUAGGGACUUCUUAGUUUGUUUUUUAAAGGAAAGUAAGGGGGGGCAUGAUGACAUUUUAUAAAGUAUGCAUUGUGUACAGAAAGUGGAUAGAAGUUUUUCUCUGUCACAUAAUAGAACUCUGUCAUCCAGUGAAGCAGAAUUAUUUGAGAUACAAGACAGACAAAAAGAAGUACAGCACAUAGUAAAAAUAAGGAAUUUGCUACCACCAGAUAUGGUAAUAGCAGUCACAUUAGAUGGCUUUAAAAGGAGAUUCUUAUCAGAGGAGGCUGUCAGUGGCUACAAGUAAUGAUGGCUGUAUGCUUCCUCCAGGGUUAGAGACAACAUGCCUCCAAAUUGCCAAUUGCUGGGAAACAACAGCAGGAGAGUGCUAUUGUCUUCAUGUCGUCCUUGUGAGCUUUCCAUAGACAUUUGGUUGGCCACUGCAGAAACAGGAUGCUGAACUAGAUGGGCUUUUGGCCUGGUCCAGUAAGACUUUUUCCUCUUACUAUAUAUAUUUUUUCUUUUUAAGGAAGUUUUUAACUUUGGCUGGAUUGCAGAGUGGUCGUUAACUCGGCCAGAUAGGCGACUUAUAAAUAAAAUUUAUUAGUAGUAGUAGUAGUACGUUUUUGUGGACUCUUAAUUUGCUUUCUAGUUUUUCAGUAAAACAUAUACUGCUGGCAGAUUUUUAAAGUCUUUCUCCACAACCAUAAGGACUACAAACGUACAGAGUGGUGUGUGCGUGUGUGUGUACGCAUGCAUGCAGAGUGGGAGGAAUCCAUGAUGAAGCAACCCCCAUAUCCAAAGCUCUUCUAGCUGUGGCCAGGAUGGAAGGUCCCAAUGCUGGCAGAGUUUGGGGUCUAUGUUGGGGGAAUGAGGGGGCUUAGGACCCUGCAAAUCCAUACCCUCCCUGACAUGCCCAAUACACUCUCAGGCGGCCCUGUUUUAGCUCCCACUAUUAGGGGAACAGCGACAGCUGUGGAGUUUUCCACCACCACACUGGGGAGGCCUCUAGUGGCAUACCUCCCUCUCUGCAGAAUCCUGUGGUCCCUCAGCUGCAUUCAGAGAAUAUAGGAUUGCCCUGUCACCUAACAAAUAAAACUGAGUUCUCCAGAAUUUAUUCUGAGUAGGCUAGCUAUGAAAAACAUGCCUGAUGUGGAAUGGUUUUCUUGUUAACCUUUUAUUAGAACGUUAUGUAUGUGACAGAGAAGCAGGAACAGUUUUAGAGGACUUAGUGGCAGUUGGGGCAUGGAGGAAGUAGGUACCAGGCAAAUGCACUAUGGCUGAUGGCUAAUUUUGAGGAGUUAUUUAAUUCAGUGAUUACUGCAGGCCUAUUCUGACAACCCUCUCUAGUGUCUUCAGCUCCAGUUGACACACAUCGCAAAAGCUGAUGCUACAUAGAACUCCAUGCAGAUUUGCUUUAUUUUUGCCCGGGCCUGAUGAACAGCUUUUCUAGAAUGGUUAAAAUAUGUAUCCCUACCAUACCAAGUCCCUUGAGUGAGUCAGCUUGCCCACAACCACCUCAAUGUGUGGAAGCUGGGCCUACCCUUAGCACAGGCACAACUACCAGACCACAGAGCACCUUGAGAAUAGGUUUUUAC